Messenger RNA from Coturnix japonica (Japanese quail), 12687 nucleotides. The record is from RefSeq and is a predicted model, not a curated record. Lineage: Eukaryota; Metazoa; Chordata; Aves; Galliformes; Phasianidae.
CGGGAAGGCGGCGGGGAGGAUGUCAGUCAGCAGCCCUGCUUAUAGGGGUCGGCUCCGUUCUGAAGCGCUUUUCUCCUGUCUCAAUCUUCACGUUGUUUUCAAUGCUGUUGGGAAGGAAAGAAGCUUCCUGAGUCCGUUUUGUUGAUGCUGUGGACCGAAGGAGGGAAGGACGGAUCAAACUGCUCUGCAGGACGUUGAAGACUUGCUGAGAAAUUAAAGCCCAGGAUUGCAUUGCAAUAUCAUUCUCCUAAGAUGGAUAAAGUAAACAAGGAUUUGAUGAAUUCCCUGGGCAGGAGCCCCAACCCUCCCAGUACCAGCCGUGAGGCUUCACACCAGACCCGCAGACCAGGAAGGCGUUUGUUUUUCCUUGAUAGAGAAAAGGCUUAUUAUUCUGGUGUCCCCACUCCAGAAGCCUCCAGCAGCUCAGAGGAUGUUUGUGCUGCACCCCGUACAUACCUUUCUUUGCUGAACCAGGCAGACCUCGAACAGCACACCCCUAAAGUCACAACUUUCAAGAUGCCUGAGAAUACUGUGAGUCUUCUGGAUGCACAAGUGAUUGGACCAACCUCUGAGCACCUCAUCGAGUCGGAUUUCCCUGAACAGUCAUUUAAGCCCAAAGUGCAGAUUGCCUUUGAAACGCUGCCAGGGAAAUGCCCUCGGACUAUUGAAAUUGAGAGGAAAAGAAAGCUGUAUCUCUCCUUGGAUAUCAAUCAGCUCUUGGACAGUGAGGGGAUAGACUCCAAUCAGCUGACACCAAGGCACCAUGAUCCUGGGAGCGUGCCAGAUGUCGUGGGGAAGGAAUAUCCCAUUUACCUCCCACUGAAGAUCUUUGAUGAUGAAGAAUAUGACUGUCGAACUCCAGAAGAGUGGAUCUCCCUAGGACUGGAGCCAGGAUCUCAUGAGAGAAAACCAGUGCCUGGGAAAGCACUUCUACCUACAGAUGAUGUACUGGGACAUGAGGACCCCAAAAGCCAGAAGUUAACCUAUGAGUGGAUUGAUGUUGGUGUCCUGGAUUAUGACAAGGAGACAAAGCUUUAUUUGGUCCAUAAAUUAAAUAAAAAUGGGCUGGUGCGUGAUGAAGAAGGGAGACCCGUCCUCCAUGGAGGAGCAACUCCAGGAAGAGCCCCAUUGCUGCCAUGUCAGUACUGGGUACCACGAGUUUACCUGCAGUUUCUGGCUGAAGAUCCUCGAGUGUUUGCACAGAGAAUAAUUUCUGCCAACAACUUACGUAAAAAGACACAGAUGCUGCUACUGUAUCACCUCUAUGUGGACUGCAUGCCCACAGAUGGACUGAAUAGCAUCAGUGAGACAAGCAUGGAGAAAAUGAAGCUGUGGGCUCUGCAUACACCCAAUGUGAAUAAGAACAGAGUGUUAGACUGCAUGGGCUGUCUGGAGAAAGAAGUGAAAUUAGACUUCCAGCGUGCUAUGAACAGGAUGAUCUUUGACAGAGCAGUCACUUCCAAACCUCAGAUGUUUUCUUAUGUCACCCUGCCAGACAAAGAGGAGAGGAAAGUACCAGAGAAAGGGCUCAUCUGCAUCCCAGACUAUCCUUAUGACAAACAACGAGAAGCCUUCAGUUUUAUCUCACUCCUGACCAGGCCAGAGGUCAUCCAUCUCCUCGCACAGGUGCAAGAUGAGUGCAACAAGGUGGUUUCCAUGACUCUGUUUAACACAAGCUUAGCUGAGCACAUCAGCUUGGAGGAGUUUGAUGACAUUCAGACCCAGACCUUCACUCAGGUGCAGGAUUUUCUCAAGGACACUUGGAUCGAUAAUCUGAGGACUGCAGUAAAGACCAGCCUGAGAGAUGCAGGCAUAGGCUGGUACAACCUGGAGCGGAGCAGCUGGGAUGUCUACCAGAUGUCCAAACUACAUCAGCUGAUGAAGCGCAUCCAAUUCAUCAUGCAGGACUCGGUGCGCUUUCUGGUGCAGAAAUCGCUCAUCAGAUUCGUCCAGCUUUUGCUGGAUGCUUGCCAUGGUGUUUUGAAUUGCUCAGAGGAUAUGGAAUGGGGAGAUGACCUCAUCAAUAGUCCCUACAGGCCUCGAAGGAAUCCAACCUUUGUUAUUGACCUUGUGCUGGAUGACAGUGGUGCUCACUUCAGCCCUCCUGAGGAGAGUUUUAAGGAGUCCCUCCUUUCUCUAUUGGACAAGGGAAUCCUAGCGACUCAUGGUAUCCCACAGCUGGAGAAGUAUGUAGUGGAGAACGUACCCAUCUCAGGUACACCCUGUCUGGACUCAGUGGACCUUCAUGAACUAGAAGUGGAAGAAAGACGUGCAGUUCUGCAGUCCGCCAUUGAGAAGGCACUGAUCCCUCUCCGAGCCUAUGCUAAGAAAUACGAGAAGUUCUUAGAGCUCAAUAACAAUGACAUCCAGUACUUCCUAAAAGACUACCAAGAGCAAUGUCCAUCUGCCCUGGAGGUAACAGAUAUAGUGAACAAUUACUUGUCUGAAAAGGAGGACCUGGACAACUCUCUACCUAUAUCUGUCAUCAUUGGUCCCUUCACUGUCAGAGUAGGAGUUGUUAAGCAGAACUUGAUCAAAAAGUAUGAAACACUCGCAACUUCCAUGUUGGAUUUACUGGCUGAAAACCUCCAUUCAAAGGUGGAGAGUAUCUGUGGUGUGUACGAUGCUGUCAGCUCGAGGAUACAUGAAAAGCCAAACAAUAUCGAGGAGCUGACUGAGCUGCGGGAGUGGAUGAAGGGCGUCCCUGAUCAGCUGGCUGUGCAGGAGGACCUGAUUAGUGAAGUCAUGGAAGAUUACAAAGUCCUGGAGGAAUUCCUUUACAAUCUCACCGACGGAGAUUUCAAUGACAAGUGGACUGCAAGUUACUGGCCCCUGAAAAUAGCUAUGCAGACUGAGGCCAUUCAGCUCCAGCACAUGAAGGAUGAAAAAAAAUUCCGUGAAAUCCAAGUAACAGAUCACAAUGUAUUUGAAGAGAAACUGGAGGACAUGCAGCUGACUGUAGGUGAGUUUUCUGUCCAGGUGGAUGUCAAACAAGCUCAUACUUUUGCAAACGAAGCGAGGCUGGUUGAGAAGCAGCUGAAGGAGCUUCAGAGUUUGGCAGUUAUGUACAACAACAGGGAAAAGAUCUUUGGGAUGCCCAUUACUAAUUAUAAGAAGCUCACCAGGAUGGUGAAGGACUUCCAGCCCUAUUGUGAUCUCUGGACUACAGUGUCAGACUGGCUGAACUGGUGUAAUAGCUGGAUGGAUGGUCCUCUCACUGAAAUUGAAGCUGAGCAGCUAGAGAAGAAUGUCAAUGAGUCCUUUAAGACAAUGCAGAAGUGUGUGAGGCAAUUCAAAAACUCACCAGCAUGCCAGGGUGUGGCAACAGAGUUCCGAGACAAGAUUGAAGAGUUCAAACUAUAUGUUCCCUUAAUCCAAGGGCUGAACAAUCCUGGUAUGGGCAGUCGGCACUGGAAGAUGCUGUCAGAAGAGAUUAACAUGGAUAUCGAGCCGGAUCCUGAUCUGACACUUCGUCGCUGUUUGGAUAUGGAGCUGCAGGACCAUAUUGAGACUAUUACCAAAAUAGCUGAGAUAGCUGGCAAGGAAUACGCUAUCGAGAGUGCACUCGACAAGAUGGAGAGUGAAUGGAGCUCUGUUUUGUUUGCUGUAUCACCUUAUAAAGACACGGGUACCUUUAUUCUGAAAGACACUGAUGAAGCUUCUCAGCUCCUAGAUGAUCAUAUUGUCAUGACUCAGAGCAUGUCCUUCUCACCAUUCAAGAAACACUUUGAGGAAAGAAUGAACACAUGGGAAAAUAAGCUGAAGAUGACUCAGGAUGUCCUUGAUGAAUGGUUGAACUGCCAGUGCUCUUGGCUCUACCUGGAGCCCAUCUUUAGUUCAGAAGACAUCAAAAGGCAGCUGCCAGAGGAAAGUGAGCGCUUUGACGUGGUGGAUAAGGACUGGAGGAUCGUUAUGAAGAAGGCUAAUGAAAAUCCUGAGGUGAUGUCUUUGUGUCCUGAUCCUGCACUGUUAGAAAGCCUGAAAAAAUGUAACAAGUUACUGGAGCUUGUGCAGAAAGGGCUGAGUGAAUACCUGGAGACCAAGAGAGGUGCUUUUCCCAGGUUCUACUUCCUUUCGGAUGAUGAGCUGUUGGAAAUACUAUCCCAGACAAAAGAUCCCACUGCUGUCCAGCCUCACCUUCGGAAAUGCUUUGAGAACAUUGCACGGCUACAAUUCCAGGAGGAUCUGCAGAUCACACACAUGUAUUCUUCUGAAGGAGAAGAGGUGGAGCUGUCUGCUGCCAUUUAUCCCACUGAAAAUGUGGAGGAGUGGCUGCUGGAGGUUGAGAAAUCCAUGAAGGCCAGUGUAAGGGACAACAUAGAAAGAUCGGUUGGUGUUUACCCAGAGACACCUCGUACUACGUGGGUCUUGCAAUGGCCUGGCCAGGUGACCAUUGUUGGCUGUCAGAUUUUCUGGACAAAGGAGGUGUCUGAAGCAUUGGAAUCAGGAGAUUUGUCCAGCAGGCUUUUCCCACAGCUGAGUGCUCAGCUGGCUGAUUUGGUUGCUGUGGUCCGGGGCCAACUGUCUAAGAUGCAGCGAGCAGUGAUGUCAGCUCUCAUUGUGAUCGAGGUUCACGCCAAAGAUGUUGCAGCAAAGCUGAUCGAGGAGAAUGUGGCAAGUGUGAAUGAUUUUGAGUGGAUCUCCCAGCUCAGAUCCUACUGGACGGAAGGGGACCUGUACAUCAGAGCAGUCAAUGCUGAAUUUCUGUAUGGCUACGAGUAUCUUGGGAACACCGGCCGCCUCGUUAUCACACCCCUCACUGACAGAUGUUACCUGACACUUACAGGAGCUCUGCACCUGAAAUUUGGAGGAGCCCCUGCGGGACCAGCAGGAACAGGCAAAACAGAAACGACAAAAGAGCUGGGGAAGGCACUAGCAGUCCAAACUGUGGUGUUCAACUGCUCUGACCAGCUUGACUUUAUGGCAAUGGGGAAGUUUUUCAAGGGACUAGCCAGCUCCGGUGCGUGGGCUUGCUUUGAUGAGUUCAACCGCAUUGAUAUGGAGGUGCUGUCUGUGGUGGCCCAGCAGAUCACAACCAUUCAGAAAGCACAGCAGAAGAGAGUGUCUCACUUCAUGUUUGAAGGAAAGGAGAUCCCUCUGGUCCCAUCCUGUGCAGUCUUCAUCACGAUGAACCCUGGGUACGCAGGACGGACAGAACUACCUGAAAACUUAAAGGCUCUCUUCCGUCCCGUGGCUAUGAUGGUCCCGGAUUACUCCAUGAUUGCUGAGAUCUCCCUCUACUCCUUUGGGUUUAACGAAGCUAAAGUCCUUGCAAAGAAGAUCACCACAACGUUCAAGCUGUUGUCAGAGCAGCUCAGCAGCCAGGACCACUAUGACUUUGGAAUGAGAGCUGUGAAGACUGUCAUCUCAACAGCUGGCAACUUGAAAAAGGAAAAUCCUACUAUGGAUGAGGAUCUGAUCUGCCUGCGGGCUAUCAGGGAUGCCAACAUACCCAAAUUUCUGCAGGAUGACCUCAAGCUCUUCAGGGGUAUAGUCUCUGACUUAUUUCCCAAGAUCAAAGAGCAGCCUGUUGAUUAUGGCAUCCUGGAAGAAGCCAUUCGCAAAACCUGCAUCAACAAGAGCCUGAAGGAUGUUGAUGGUUUUGUGACUAAGUGCAUCCAGCUGUAUGAAACCACUGUGGUUCGUCAUGGCCUCAUGUUAGUGGGGCCAGCAGGCUCUGGGAAGACGAAGUGUUAUGAAGUCCUGGCAGCUGCAAUGACAUCACUACAAGGUCAGCCUGCAGCCAGCGGUGGGAAUUACGAGCCAGUCAGCUACUCUGUACUGAAUCCCAAAUCCAUCACAAUGGGCCAGCUUUAUGGAGAGUUUAACUUAUUAACGCAUGAGUGGACAGAUGGAAUCCUUUCCUCACUCAUCCGACAGGGAGCCAUGGCCACUGACAACAUCAAGAAGUGGUACAUGUUUGAUGGGCCAGUCGAUGCUCUGUGGAUUGAGAACAUGAACACAGUGCUGGAUGACAAUAAGAAGCUGUGUCUCAGCUCAGGUGAAAUCAUCAAGAUGACAGAGAGUAUGACCAUGAUGUUUGAAGUCCAGGAUUUGGCUGUUGCAUCCCCUGCUACAGUCUCCCGCUGUGGGAUGGUUUACUUGGAACCCAGCAUCUUGGGGCUGGAGCCCUUUACAGAAUGUUGGCUGCAAAAACUCCCUGACAUCAUGAAGCGGUUCUCAAAGCAGUUGACAUCUCUUUUCAGUAGGUUCCUCAAGGAAGCUAUUGGCUUUGUCCGGGAAUCUGGGGAGGAGAUAAUUGCCUCAACAGAUGGCAACCUCACAAGGAGCCUCCUCGUGCUAUUGGAAUGUUUGUUUCAGCCUUACGUUCCUACUGAGGGAGUUAGGAAGAUUCCAAAGGAGAAUCUGGCUCAUCUUGGAGAGCUGAUUGAACCCUGGUUUAUAUUUGCCUUGAUCUGGAGUGUGGGUGCUACUGGAGAUUCCCAAGGCCGUGUUAAUUUCAAUUUGUGGCUGAGGGAGAAGAUGGCAAAGGAAAAGAUCCAGCUACUCUUCCCAGAAGAAGGAUUGGUUUAUGACUAUAAACUAACUGCUGGAUUUACCAGCGCUGAAGAUGAUCUCGAUGAGGAAGUCGUUUGGGAGAUGCGCUGGGAGAAGUGGCUGGACCCUACAGCGAAGUUCACCAUGGUUCCUGAUACCAACUACUGUGACAUUAUCGUGCCCACAGUGAACACAGUCAGAAUGGCACACCUGCUGGAGCUGUUGCUUAUCAACUGUAAGCCAGUUCUCUGCAUUGGUCCCACUGGCACAGGCAAGACUCUCACAAUUACAGACAAGCUUUUGAAGAGUUUGCCUCUCAAAUUUAUCAGCCACUUCCUGACGUUUUCUGCACAGACCUCUGCCAACCAAACUCAGGAUCUCAUUGACAGCAAACUGGAGAAGAGGCGGAAGGGAGUGUUUGGGCCUGCAGUUGGACGAUACUUCAUAUUCUUUAUUGAUGACUUGAACAUGCCCACGCUGGAGACAUACGGUGCACAGCCACCCAUCGAGCUGCUGCGGCAGUGGAUGGACCACAAGGGCUGGUACGACAGGAAGCUGAUCGGUACAUUUAAGAAGCUGGUGGAUAUUAAUUUUGUCUGUGCCAUGGGACCUCCUGGAGGGGGAAGGAACGCUGUUACUCCACGCUUCACACGUCAUUUCAAUUACCUGUCCUUCACGGAGAUGGAUGACGACAGCAAGAAGACCAUCUUCUCCAACAUCCUCGGCAGUUGGAUGGCUGGCCUCCUAGGAGAAAGAAGUCAUAGAGAUCCAGUGCCUGGAGCAGAUGCAGUCAAAGACUUGAAUAAGCCCCUGGUUGAUGCCACUAUCUACGUGUAUUUGACCAUCACAUCCCAGCUGUUGCCCACACCAACAAAGUCGCAUUACACUUUCAACCUGAGAGACCUCUCCAAGGUGUUCCAGGGCAUGCUCAUGGCUCAGCCCAGCGACAUCAAGGUCAAUCGAAUUGUCAAGAAUUACGGUGUGACCGAAUGGCGAGAUGAUGUGAAGAAAGGUCAUGAUGAAGGCAGGCCUUCAGAGCAUACCCAAGACAUUCCUGUUUGUGGAUACGCAGUGAGAAGACAGAUGUGGAGAAGGCCAUGAAACCUGUUGUGCGAGAACCUGGGCCAGCAGCCCACCAAGGCCAACUGAUGGCUUGCAUACACAGGACGGGUCCGCAGUAACAUCCACAUGGUCCUGUGCAUGAGCCCUAUUGGAGAAGUGUUCCGUGCACGCUUGAGGCAGUUUCCCUCUCUUGUGAACUGCUGUACCAUUGACUGGUUUAACGAGUGGCCUGCUGAAGCCCUGCAAUGUGUUGCCUUUUCCUUCUUGCAUGAGAACCCACAUCUCGGUGCCAGCACCGAUACCGUGGAUGGGAUGGUUCGAAUGUGUGUAGAAAUCCACCAGAGCGUGGCAAAGAAGUGUCUAGUGUAUCUGGCUGAACUGGGCAGGCACAAUUAUGUCACUCCCAAGAGCUACCUCGAUUUCCUCAACAUCUUCUGUUCCCUGAUUGGAAAAAAGAAAGAGGAGCUGAAAACAGCCAAAAACAGGAUGGAAGGAGGCCUGGACAAGCUCCUGCAAACAGCAGAUGAUGUAGCAGUAAUGCAGGAAGAGCUGGAGUCUGCCCGCCCUCUCCUGGCACAGGCAGCCAAGGACACGGAGGCAACCAUGGAGCAGCUGCAGGUGGACACAGCUGUUGCUGAAGAGACACGAACUGCUGUUCAGGCUGAGGAGGAGAAGGCCAAUGAAAAAGCCCAGAAAGCCCAAGCCAUCGCAGAUGAUGCUCAGAAGGACCUGGCUGAAGCCCUUCCUGCCCUAGAUGCUGCUCUGGCCAGCCUGAGAAACCUCAAAAAAAAUGAUGUUACAGAGGUUCGAGCGAUGCAGCGGCCUCCCCCCGGUGUGAAAAUGGUGAUCGAAGCAGUCUGCAUCAUGAAGGAAAUCAAACCCAAGAAAGUGGCAGGGGAGAAGCUGGGCACCAAAGUGGAUGACUACUGGGAGCCAGGCAGGGGCCUCCUCCAGGACCCAGGGAAGUUCUUGGACAGCCUGUUUAAGUAUGAUAAGGACAACAUUCCAGACGCCGUGAUCAAGGCCAUCCAGCCGUACAUUGACAGUAAGGAUUUCCAGCCAGCUGCCAUCGCCAAGGUCUCCAAAGCUUGCACCUCCAUCUGCCAGUGGGUGCGCGCCAUGCACAAGUACCACUUUGUAGCCAAGGUUGUGGAGCCCAAGCGGCAAGCCUUGAGAGAGGCAGAAGAGGACCUGCGUGCAACUCAGGAGGUCCUUGACGAAGCUAAGCAACGCCUGCAGGAAGUUGAAAAUGGUAUUGCUGCUCUGCAAGCCAAGUACAACGGCUGCAUAGCCAAGAAGGAGGAACUGGAGAUGAAGUGUGAGCAGUGUCAGCAGAGACUGGGUCGUGCCGCCACGCUCAUAAACAGCCUGGCUGAUGAGAAGGUGCGCUGGAAGGACACUGUUGAGAACCUGGAUUACAAGAUCAACAACAUUGCUGGGGACGUGCUGCUUGCAGCUGGCUUUGUUGCCUACCUGGGCCCUUUUACUGGACAGUACCGCGUGGCACUGUGCAACGAGUGGCUGAGCAAGUUCUCAGAAAACAAUAUUCCUCACACCGAGGAGCCCAACCUGAUCAGCACCCUUGGGGACCCCGUGGAAAUCCGCUCCUGGCAGGUUGCUGGUUUACCAAACGACAUGCUGUCUGUGGAGAAUGGGGUAAUAACACGGUUCUCCCAGCGCUGGACUCACUACAUAGACCCUCAAAGACAAGCAAACAAAUGGAUCAAGAACUUGGAGAAGGCAAACAGCCUGGAGGUGGCCAAGAUGAGUGACCGGGACUUCCUCAGCAGCCUGGAAAAAGCCAUUACUUAUGGGAAGCCCUUCCUGCUGGAGAACGUCGGCGAGGAGCUGGACCCGGCCCUUGAACCCAUCCUGCUAAAACAGACCUACAAACAGCAAGGCAGAACAGUGCUGAAGCUGGGGGAUACGGUGAUCCCUUACAAUGAGGAUUUCAAGCUGUACAUCACCACCAACCUGUCCAAUCCCCAUUACAGCCCUGAGAUUUCCACAAAAGUCACCCUCAUCAACUUCACCAUCUCACCCAGUGGCUUGGAGGACCAACUGCUGGGACAAGUGGUGGCUGAGGAGCGACCUGACUUAGAAGAGGCUCGAAACCAGCUGAUCCUUAGCAAUGCUGAGAUGCAGCAGGAGCUGAAGGAGAUAGAAGAUCAGAUCCUGCAUCGGCUCAGCACUUCCGAAGGAAACCCUGUGGAUGACUUAGAGCUCAUCAGUGCACUAGAAGCAUCCAAGAUCAAGGCAGGGGAGAUCCAGACCAAGGUGAAGGCGGCAGAGCAGACAGAGGUGGACAUCAACACCACACGCUUGCAGUAUGCCCCUGUUGCUGUCCGCGCACAGAUCCUCUACUUCUGUGUCUCAGACCUGUCCAGCGUGGACCCCAUGUACCAGUACUCACUGGAGUGGUUCCUCAACAUCUUCCUCAUGGGGAUCAGUAACUCUGAGAAAGCAGAUACUGUGAAGGACCGGAUCGUGAACAUCAACAACUACCUCACCUUCAGUCUCUACUGCAGCGUGUGCCGUAGCCUCUUUGAGAAGCACAAGCUCAUGUUUGCCUUCCUCGUUUGCUCCCAGAUCUUGAUGAAUGAUGGGCGGAUUGAUAUGGAUGAGUGGAGAUACCUGCUCUCAGGGGGAACUGUAAAGGAGGUGCAGGAGAACCCAGCUCCAGACUGGCUGAAUGAGCGAGCGUGGGGAGACAUCCUGGCUUUGAGCAACCUGAAGAACUUCUCUGGCUUUGCCGGUGACUUUGCUGCCAACCUUGAAUCAUUCAGGGCCAUUUUUGACAGCCAGAAACCUCACAGACAGCCCCUGCCAGGGAAGUGGGACACUGAGCUCGAUGCCUUCCAGAAGCUGCUGGUUCUGCGGUGUCUGCGGGGAGAUAAGAUCACCAAUGCCAUGCAGGACUUUGUGGCACUGAACCUCGAUCGGCACUUCAUUGAGCCUCAGACCACUGAUCUCUCCGUCGUGUUCAAGGAGUCCAGUUCCACCAUCCCCCUUGUGUUCGUGCUGUCCCCAGGCACUGACCCAGCUGCCGACCUCUACAAGUUUGCUGCAGAGAUGAGGUUCUCCGAAAAGCUCUCUGCCAUUUCCCUGGGCCAAGGCCAGGGUCCCCGUGCUGAAGCCAUGAUGUGCAGCGCCAUGAAGAAGGGAAACUGGGUCUUCUUCCAGAACUGCCACCUGGCGCCCAGCUGGAUGCCUUCACUGGAGAGACUCAUUGAAUGCAUUGACCCCAACGAGGUGCAUCAGAACUUCCGCCUCUGGCUCACCAGUCUACCGAGCAACCACUUCCCUGUGUCCAUCCUCCAGAACAGCUCAAAGAUGACCAUUGAGCCUCCCCGUGGGGUCAAAGCCAACCUGCUCAAGUCCUACAUCAGUUUCAGCGAUAACUUCCUGAAUUCCUGCCCUAAGGUCACAGAGUUUAAAUCCUUGUUGCUGUCACUUUGCUUCUUCCACGGGAACAUGCUGGAGAGGAGGAAGUUUGGGCCACUGGGGUUCAACAUCCCCUAUGAGUUCACAGAUGGAGACCUCCGCAUCUGCAUCAGCCAACUGAACAUGUUCUUGAGCGAGUACAAGGAGGUCCCAUACAAGGUUCUGAAGUACACAGCUGGGGAGAUCAACUACGGUGGCCGAGUGACUGAUGACUGGGACAGGCGCUGCAUGAUGAAUAUUCUGGAAGAUUUCUAUAAACCUGAGGUUCUGACUCCUGAGUUUGCCUAUUCAGAAUCCGGGGUCUACAGGCAGAUCAGUACCUCUUCAGGCCUCGAUGGGUACCUGCAGUACAUCAGGAGCCUGCCGCUCAACGACAGCCCCGAGCUCUUUGGUUUGCAUGACAAUGCCAACAUCACCUUUGCUCAGAAGGAGACCUUCGCUCUGCUAGGAGCCAUCCUGCAGCUGCAACCCAAGACAGUCGCAUCGGGUGGCUGCACCAGGGAAGAGCUGGUGGAAGAGACUGCAAAUGAGAUCCUGGCAAAGCUGCCUGACCCCAUGGACGUGCAGGAGGUGGUCUGCAAAUACCCACUGCUCUACGAAGAGUCUAUGAACACAGUGCUGGUGCAGGAGGUGAUCAGGUACAACAAUCUCCUGGAGGUGAUUGCUCAGUCGCUGAAGGAUUUGCUGAAAGCUCUCAAGGGCCUGGUUGUCAUGUCCUCUCAGCUGGAGCUGAUGGCCGACAGCUUGUACAACAACUCGGUCCCCACUAUGUGGAACGCCAAGGCCUACCCAUCACUGAAGCCUUUGGCAUCCUGGGUGAACGACCUGGUGCAGCGGGUUGAGUUCCUCCAGAAGUGGAUCAGCCACGGGAUCCCCCCUGUGUUCUGGAUCAGUGGAUUCUUCUUCCCUCAGGCCUUUCUCACUGGCACGCUGCAGAACUUCGCUAGGAGGUCUGUCAUCUCCAUUGACAACAUCUCAUUUGGCUUUGAGGUGAUGAAGGAAUCACCAAGCGAGCUUUCUUGCCCUCCCUCUGAUGGCUGCUACAUCUAUGGCUUGUUUCUCGAGGGCGCCCGCUGGGACCCCUCUGCCUUUCAGCUGGCAGAGUCCCGCCCCAAGGAGCUGUACAGUGAGAUGGCUGUCAUCUGGCUGCUGCCCGUCGCCAACCGCAAGCCCCCAGCUGCUGGUGUGUACCUGUGCCCCAUCUACAAGACACUCACUCGUGCAGGGACGCUGUCAACAACGGGUCACUCCACCAACUACGUGAUCGCUGUGGAGAUCCCCACAGACAAACCUGAGAAGCACUGGAUCAAACGAGGCACAGCCUUGAUCUGCGCCCUGGACUUCUAGCCAGGAACUGCCCAGGCAGGGGAACCACCCUGGGACAAGUAAGGGCAGUCAGCAGGACUCAGGCAUCAUCCACCAGCAGCUACUCUCCUUCUCUUUUCUCCCCAUCUGUUCACUACAUCCUUUAUUACACAUGGGGUUGAGCUGCAACCAGCAUUGCAUCCUGUUGUUGCAAUCCCCACAAUUACACCUCUCUUAGAAUCACUUGCACACCGCUCCCCCCGAUGGCUGUUACAGGAGCUUUAUUCCUUCAGACAGAUCCAUUACAUACAGCACUUGUUAUUAGACACAGCAAGAGACGGAAGGAUUUUCUUUCCUUCGAGGAAGUACAAAACAAAA